GGAUUUUUAUAAACACAUGCACUUCAUGUUACCCGAAUUAUCACACACAACCUGUAUUUUUAAAGCGUUUCGCUCAAUAAAACAGCGAGUCCCUCACAACUUCGCCCAAGAGUUUUUUUUAAGAAAGACUAUCAGGUAAAAAAGAAGCCCUGGGAAUAAGUCCUGCAUCAAGUGCGCAAACAGCCAAUUUGCCGGAUGCCGAAAACAUUUAUAAGUGAUACUUUAACAGGUACCUGAGAAUUAAGAUUAUACCGAAGUGAGAAAAAUCGGCAUGCCGCGUUUAAUAAAAAUCAAAAUGGCGGCAUGAACACUUGAAAGUCAUUAUGAGAAAAGUGUUGAAGACUAUUUCGAUAUUAUUCGUGUUGGGAGGUUGUAGUUUGUUAGCAUGUUUGUUAUUGUUGAGAGGUAGUACAACAAAAAAAGAAAAGUUUACAAGAAGAGAGGUUUCAAGUCAACAAAAGGAGUUCGUCAAGCCGGCUAAAAUCAUCAAUGAAUUACCAUCUAAAGAAAAAACGAACAAGCGAAAAGACUGUCAGUUCGGAUUUGAUUUUUUAGAAGACCUCCUUGAAAAACACACUGCCGUUUCUCAUUAUCUCUUGCCAUCUCAUAAAAGACAAAACUUUUCUGGUGCUUUAGUCAGUCAGGAUUUAAUGUGUCUUGAUACAAUGGACGCUGUGGAGAAUCAAUGGAUUGGGAUAUUUGAAUGUCAUGGACAAGGAAGAAAUCAGGCUGUAACUUUCACAACGGAUGGUACAAUCCUGGGAGGAUCUUCCAAAAUAUUAUGUCUUGCGAUGAAGAAUAUGGUUUCAAAAAAUGUCGUGCUGAAAAAAUGCAACAGUAAUGACGAAACACAGAAAUGGACAACCGAUAGUAAAUACGGUUAUAUCAUGCCAAUUGUACGUCAAGAUCAUUGUUUAAAUUCUCCUGCUCAAGAAGACAAAGGAAUGACAAUCGAACCGUGUAAUUUACAAAUGAUUACUCAAAAAUGGCAGCUCGUCAUGCAAGAAGUGUUGUCGUUAUGGUUGGAUGGCGCGCAACGUGACUUUAGAAUACAUCAAAUUAAAAAGAAAGGAACACGUAAACAAAUGAACAAAUUGAUGUUGCAACCAUCGGAGAAAAUAAAAUAUACCGAUUCUUUAUUUUUUCGAUGAAUAUCAGGGCUUCGUGUAUUAUUUUCACACAGAUCUAGCUAAUUUCACGCCGAGCCGUAUAAAAUGGCGACUCUUUAUUGAUAAGAACUAUUACUAUUUUUAUUUAGCUGUUGUAAAUAAAAUGCUUAUAAAUAUAAAAUUAUACCUAAAUUAUAAAAAAAUGUAAAAACGAAAAAUAUAGAAUACAAAAUACAUACAAAGAUAAUUAUAA
Hydractinia symbiolongicarpus is the source of this 1362-nucleotide messenger RNA. RefSeq lists its product as uncharacterized. The coding region runs from base 324 to 1151 and encodes 275 amino acids. Lineage: Eukaryota; Metazoa; Cnidaria; Hydrozoa; Anthoathecata; Hydractiniidae. Gene Ontology annotation, cellular component: Golgi apparatus. The record is from RefSeq and is a predicted model, not a curated record. The transcript has 5 exons.